Thlaspi arvense is the source of this 222-nucleotide messenger RNA. Lineage: Eukaryota; Viridiplantae; Streptophyta; Magnoliopsida; Brassicales; Brassicaceae. The record is from the annotation of a GenBank genome assembly.
AUGAAGUGGGAGAACAACAAGACAAAACACCCCCAGCUGAUUUAUGAAGCCAAGUUGUAUAAGAUUCUGCAGGCAGGAAGUGGUAUUGCAAACACAAGAUGGUCUGGGGUUGAUGGAGAUGACAAUGUUCUCAUCCUUGAUCUUCUAGGACCAAGUCUUGAAGACCUUUUUGUAUAUUGUGGGAGGAAAUUUUCACUGAAAACAGUUUUUAAUGCUGGCUGA